AUGCCGGAAAGGGUGGGCUUCGUCGUCCUGACCUCCCUCACCCUGGAGCCCAAAACCAUCGCGAUAGCGCUAGCUCCGUUCUUGGGCCUCAACAUCGUCGUAGUGGGCUUGUGGGGGUACCUCAGCUGGUCAGACCCAGCGGGGGAGGGCGGGUGCACCCUAGGGAGGAAGCGAGCGGAAACGCCUCACUACUGCAACUACUGCCGGAAGACGGUGCGGGGUUUCGACCACCACUGCAGCUGGUGA
This is a messenger RNA of Ectocarpus sp. CCAP 1310/34, 246 nucleotides long. The record is from the annotation of a GenBank genome assembly. Lineage: Eukaryota; Phaeophyceae; Ectocarpales; Ectocarpaceae.